Quercus robur (English oak) is the source of this 2355-nucleotide messenger RNA. RefSeq names its product protein trichome birefringence-like 2. Gene Ontology annotation, molecular function: O-acetyltransferase activity. The record is from RefSeq and is a predicted model, not a curated record. Lineage: Eukaryota; Viridiplantae; Streptophyta; Magnoliopsida; Fagales; Fagaceae. Bases 243 to 2093 code for a protein of 616 amino acids. Gene Ontology annotation, cellular component: Golgi apparatus. The transcript has 5 exons.
ACUAGAAAGUAGUAACCUUUUCAAACACGGUCACUUCUGCGUCAACGCUAUUACUCUGUUCUCUUUUAUCUUUUUCAAAACAGAACCAAAGAUCAAGCAUUAUCCGAUGCUUCACCCUUGUGGUCUCCGAACCUCAAGUUCUCUUCCUACUGUAUAUUGUUCCUUUGCCAAAAGUCCAAACGUUUUUUACGCAACAUAGAUUCCCUCUCUCACCCUUCACAUUUCCAUCACCUCCAUUGUACAUGGAAAUGAGAAAACUACCACUUUCAGAGCAGUUUGUACUGCCAAGAAGAAAUGUUUUUUCUGGGUUUGGUUUGGGGAUUGGAGUUUCUCUUCUUGUUGUUGUCGUACUUUUGCUGAAUAAGUCAUUGGUUGGCAAACCUUGGUUGCAAGGGUUUGUUAGUGUUGGUGUUAAUUCUACACUGCCAUUUUCAAGUACUUCUGGGUCUCUAUCACCUGUUGCUAGUAAUACCAAUGCUACUUCAAAGGUGGAGAGCGAUGUGGGUUCGUUUCAAGGGAGUAAAGAAGGACAUGUGCCCUACAAAACCCAUGAAGCAAAUGUUUCAGGGGACACUAAAAUGGGAGAUCUUAAGGAGGCAAGGAUGGGUUCAGGGAAAACCCAUUUUGGGAAUUUAACUGAGAGCCUUAAAAAUGGAAGCUUUCCUGAUAAAGAGAAAGUGGGCGAUUCUUUCGCUUCAGAUGGAGGAUUGAUUUUAAGGAAGAAUAAUUCUGGUAACUUCUCUAAGACUGUGAAAGAUGAAAGCUUGCGUGGUAAAGAAGGAAUUGUUAUUGAGAAUUUGAGCCUUUCUAGCGUAAAAGAUAUGAAUUCAGUAGCAAGGAAUUCGAGUAAUCGGAAUAAUGGCACAGAAAAUAAGAAUGUGGGCAAUUUUUCGUACAAUGCAGGACUAGAUAAAGCUGCUACUAGAGAAGAAAUUGCUUACAAGGCAAGUCAAGAAGGAAAUUCGGAUGAGAAGAACAAAAGCACAAUUUCUAAUUAUGGUUCUCUACUAAGGAAAAUGGAUGGUGGUUCUAAUGAAAAAUGUGACAUAUUUGAUGGUAGAUGGGUGAGAGAUGAUUCAAAGCCUUACUAUCCUGCUGGUUCUUGCCCUCACAUUGAUAGGGAUUUUGAUUGCCACCUUCAUCAGAGGCCAGAUGAUGGAUUUUUAAAAUGGAAAUGGCAGCCAAAUGGGUGUGACAUCCCAAGUCUGAAUGCCACUGAUUUUCUGGAGAGAGUGAGAGGAAAGAGGCUGGCUUUUGUAGGAGAUUCACUGAAUAGGAACAUGUGGGAAUCUUUGGCGUGUAUACUCCGCCAUGCAGCCAAAAACAAGGAUAAGGUUUAUGAGAUCUCAGGAAGGACAGAAUUCAAGAAGAAGGGCAUUUAUGCUUUCAGAUUUGAGGACUAUAACUGUUCUCUGGAUUUUGUUCCUUCUCCAUUCCUUGUUAGAGAAUCAUCUUUCAAAGGUAGAAGUGGGUCAUUUGAGACAUUAAGAUUGGAUUUGAUGGACCAGACAACUUCAAUGUAUCAUGAUGCCGAUGUCUUAGUCUUCAAUACAGGCCACUGGUGGACCCAUGAGAAAACAUCAAGAGGUGAAGACUAUUACCAAGAAGGCAACUAUGUGUACCCAAGACUCAAGGCUUUGGAAGCAUACAAGAGGGCUCUCACCACUUGGGCUAGAUGGGUUGACAAGAACAUUGAUUUCAACCGGACUCAGGUUUUCUUCAGAGGAUAUUCACUCACCCAUUUCAGAGGGGGUCAAUGGAACUCAGGAGGACAGUGCCACAAAGAAACUGAGCCAAUCUUUAAUGAAACAUACUUAGCAAAGUACCCUUCAAAGAUGAGAACUCUAGAGCACGUGCUUCAAAGCAUGAGAUCUCCUGUAGUAUAUAUGAACAUAAGUAGGCUUACGGAUUACAGAAAAGAUGGACACCCGUCCGUUUACAGAAGGGAAUACAAGACAGUAGAAGAACAGAAUGCCGCCGCUGAACAAUUUCAAGAUUGCAGCCAUUGGUGCUUGCCUGGAGUACCAGAUACUUGGAAUGAAUUGCUAUAUGCUUCUCUUUUAAAGUUAGGAAAGGGGUCUUGGAAAAACUGAACGAGGGUCGUACAGAAGCUGCCGGUUACAUAUUAAUUUGUUAUUCUUUAUCCACAACCCAUUUUUUUUUCUUCUUUUUGGUAUUUCCUAUCUGAGCUCGUAUGUGUUGUGAGUUUUUUUUAUUAGGCUAUAGAUCCAGAUGGCCAAAUGGGUUGUCUUGAGUUUUAGUCUAUGCAAAGUGGGUGGAUAUAGAGUCACUUGUCACUAGUUAUGUACAUUUUGCAUUUCAAUAUAUCAGAAAUGAGAUGAAUUUUUUCAUUUA